Dromaius novaehollandiae (emu) is the source of this 2635-nucleotide messenger RNA. RefSeq names its product carbonic anhydrase 4 (gene CA4). Gene Ontology annotation, cellular component: plasma membrane. The transcript is spliced from 8 exons. Bases 112 to 1053 code for a protein of 313 amino acids. NCBI's taxonomy places the organism in Eukaryota, Metazoa, Chordata, Aves, Casuariiformes, Dromaiidae. Gene Ontology annotation, biological process: one-carbon metabolic process. Gene Ontology annotation, molecular function: zinc ion binding; carbonate dehydratase activity. The record is from RefSeq and is a predicted model, not a curated record.
GGUCUGUCCAGGGCUACUUACUCCAGUAUAAAACUCAGAGCAGAAAUAUGAUCACAUACUAAGGAGUCUAAUCAAUUCUGGUUUCAACACUGAGCCUAUUUAAAAUAGAUAAUGGAAUUGCUGUUCCUUGUCCUGCUCUCUCUGCACAUUCUCAAGACUGAGGCACUAGGCCACUGGUGCUAUCAGUCACAGAAGCACGAACUGCCAAACUGUGAAGAUCCUCGAAAAUGGUAUUUAAUAAACAACACUUGCAAAGGAAACAAACAGUCACCUAUCAAUAUUGUCACCAAAAAUGUCAUUUACGACCGCAGCCUGAAGCCACUGAAUUUUGAAGGAUACAAUGUCAAGGGGUCUUCAAAAUGGAACCUAGAAAAUAAUGGACAUACAGUUAAAGCAACAUUUAGCACAUCCCCUAAAAUUGGAGGCGGAGGUCUGAGAAGAAAAUACAAAGCCAUCGAACUUCAUUUCCACUGGGGAGUCGAAGACAUCCACUACCUACCUGGGUCAGAGCACAGCAUUGAUGGGGAAAAAGCAGCUAUGGAGCUUCAUAUUGUCCACAUAAGAGAAGAUCUUUCAGAUAUAACAGAAGCAAAGAAAAAUGAGGACGGUGUGGCUGUGUUAGCAUUCUUUAUAGAGGUUGGAGACGAAAAUAAAAAAUAUGCAACUCUAAUAAAUGAAUUAGACAAUGUUAAAUACAAAGGGAAAACAGGACAGAUGAACCCUUUGCCACUGGACUCUCUUAUCCCACGUGAAGAAGAUCUGACAAGAUACUACCGGUAUACAGGGUCCCUCACCACCCCGGACUGCCACGAGAAUGUCAUCUGGACCGUGUUUGAGAAGCCAGUGGAGCUCAGUCUUGCUCAGGUUUCUCAGUUCUCAGUGGUUCUCUUUGGUGGCAAGAACUCAACACGCAUGAUUGAAAAUUUCCGGCCUGUUCAGCUUCUGAAUGACCGAAGCGUGUACUGGUCUGGUACCAGCCCCCUGCUGCCUCCUGCUAAGGUUUUAAUGUUGGUCCCAAUCCUGACAUAUGUCUUGAGUUCUCUCUUUCAAUGAAGAUUUCUCACCUCAUUCAAGAUUCUGGGGUUUUUAGAGGGUAUUUUUGUUUGUUUGGGUUGUUUUUUGUAUCAAGUAUUCUCUCUAACUGCCAACUCACGAAUUAUAUCUGAACACAGAAUUAAACCUUUUUCUUCUCCAGACACUAACCACUAAAAAUUUUUGAAGGGCUUCUGUUGCUGCUCUUAUGUAAAAUGAAACCCAUUGCACUAAAUUACAAGAAUCAUAAGGAGCUGUAAGAUGAAAGUAUGAAGAUUUUAAUUAAAAAAAAUACUUACAGAAACAUUAAAAUGGAUUAUCUGGAAUCCUGUAGUUCUAAUGCAACCUUGGAAGAACGCUUAACAAGCUAUGCAGAGGACCUUUAGGAGGAAUUUGUUCUGGAGUGUCUAUGAAGGGUCUUGCUUGUUAUAAGUUUACAUUCAGCACUGCAGAUCAGGAACACUGAACUGUCUGGAGUAAUUCACAUCACCCCUACAUUUGCCAGCAUGAAGGUACAAUACCGAGUAAACAAAUGCUCACACAGAAAUGAGCAACAUCUGGGUCUUCCUAUCUAGUGAAGGAUAUGCAACAAAUUUCAUCUGUACGCAUACAAUUUUUUUCCUUUCCUCCUUCAAUAUAUCUAAAUUAAUUUGUAGAUAAGAAUAUUGGAUUCCUUACAGGUUAUCUACUGAUUCUGGAUUUCAGGUCAAUAGGUUCUGCUACUGAGACUAUUUAUUCAGCCUAGUACAGCUUCCUGCUCUGGGAUGUCCACAGCUGAUACGAUGUGCUAGAGAGAAAAAGGGAAGCUCAACCACAUGUACUAAUUGCACAUCUGUGGAAAUUCCCUCUCUUUGGAGGAUUGCCUUUGAAGCAUGAGACUUUGAUGAUCCUAUAUAAUUUUGAUUUGCGUAAUAAAAUGGGACAGCUCAAGAAAUGGCUCUUCCCAGUAUCACAUCUUAGAAGCUUUUAAAUUUCAGUUUAGAUAUAUGUGAACGUUUCCAUCUGUUGCUUUUAUUUUUUUAAUCAUAACAUGCCUGUAAAAUAUUCACAUAUGGUUAAGAUCUAUAUUUUUUUUCCAGGAAGAUUGUAAUUUGAACUGAUUUCUUCAGACCUUAUCCAAUUACUUACAGGAAAGCUCAAUAUAUUGAGAAAUGGGAUUUCCAUAUAUUAUUCCAGUUCUCCCUCUGAAGACAAACAUAGCUGGCUGUUUCCUUCAGCUAAUGCCAUAUAACUUGCUGCUGCUUUAUUAAGAAUUUUAGAUUUUGGCCAUGCCAAAAAUAGAAUUUUCUACUAGCAAAAUUAUACUUUUUUUCCUUAGGACAACAUUUGCAGAGUUAGCUCUGCAUGACAGCUACAUGGUCAUUUCCGGGAAAAUCACGUAAGCAUUACUAAACACAGCUCACCAAAGGAGAAAAAGCAGGAUGAAAAAUUAUUUUCAUAUAUAACAAUCAAUAAUAUAAGCUUAAAAAACAUGUGGGAAAGCAAAUUCACCUUUUUAUAUUUAGAGGAAUAGUUAGGACAUUAACUGUACUUUUAGAUAAUUAAAAAACUUUUGAGAAGCAAACAUAAAUGAAAGAUUAAAGCUGAACAGACACCUACUAUA